Messenger RNA from Xyrichtys novacula (pearly razorfish), 34172 nucleotides. The record is from the annotation of a GenBank genome assembly. Lineage: Eukaryota; Metazoa; Chordata; Actinopteri; Labriformes; Labridae.
UGAAAGCAGAGCCUGAAUGUGUCAAUGUACGUUUCUCAGAAAGGUUUAUAUCCUUUUUUUACUUCUACCCACACCAAUAAAUGACUCUGCUUUGUGUCAGCAGCCUGGACUGGUUUGAAUUUAAAAGAGGAGAAAAAAAAAACACUUCUUUCUGAGUCACCUGCCAGCAUCUAAAUGAGAAAACUGUGCUGUCUGUCUCCCUGCCUCUUCCCUCAUCUCCCGCUCUGAGUUUCUCCCUCCCUCACUGCAUUUUUCCCAGGCUGAGGCGUCCAUGGACCCUCUGGCUCCGCUGCUUUCGUCAGGGACUUGGAGCGCUCUGAGAACUUUUUGAACUCUCUGUGUUGGAGCGAGAAAGGCAGAGGAAGGGGAGCAUUUGAUGGGACACAGCCCGGCAGCAGCAGCAGGCUCCUCUGGAGACUCCAUCGGGACUCUCAGCUGGAGAUAAUCUCCCCCAGGGUCAUGACAAGACAGCGCCUCAGAGUCCUAACCCUCCUGGCUCUGCUGGGACUCCUCGUGUGGCUUGCAGACCUCGGCUUUAGCUCUGCUGUUGAGGAUGAGGAUUAUUAUAUGCAGGAGCUGCUGACAAGAGAUCAGGAUAACCAGGUGCAAACCUUGGAAAAGCCUGUGGCCUCGAUACCUGACAGGCAUGAGCACCCUAGCCAGAACUCUGGCAAGAAAGUGCCCAAGGGGAAGGCAGAGAGCAGCAGGCAGACAGACAAAACCCCAGCUGAUGAGAAAUCAGGUAAAUGGACUGCCAUCAGUUUGAUUUACUUUGGCUUUUCUCACACUUUCAGUGGGAGCCUUUCUUUUGCAAACAGCAGUAAAAUUUUAUUCUUCUUAUAAAUCCUUCACAAAAGUAUCAUUUUCACUGCCAGAAGUGAUCAGUCAUGUUUUCUCCUUUUUUAAAAAGUUCUCAGUUUGUCAGUAAAAGUUUGUUUGACUACAAUUCAGGCUUUGAAACUUCAGGAAACUUUUGAAGUAACCUUAAAAGUCUCUUUUUUUCCCACAAGAUGAAAGGUUUUGGCUUAUCAUUUAAGCUUUUGAAGUUUUAGUAAAUUUGUAAAUAAUAGAAACAUGGCAACGUUGUAAUUAUGUAAAAAACGUAACGAUGUGCUUUGAAGUUAAAGACUGGCACGGAUAUGUUAUGAAAAAUAACACCCGGUCCUGCGACUUACUCCCUCAGAUGAUGCUUUCAAGUGAAAUUGUUAACAAAUAAGGCUUGAGAUCAAAGUUGUAAACAGGGAGUUUAAUUUUCUCAAAGUCAUCUAACCUGCCCCGUGACCUUAAGCUGUUUGAGAAGUUCAAAGCGAGAAUUCGAGCUACAAAGAUGCGCAAAAAAGGAAAACAAAAAACAAUAAAAAUGAUCAAAGAAAGGAGAAAAAAACAAGGACCUCUGUAGGUAGUCCACCUCCUCUGUCCCCCCGCAUGCAUAGAUCUGAGGUAUGUUUCAGUGUAGCUCCUGCAGAACAGCAGGACUAACAGCCUCACACAGCAGAGGUCAGGACUGCAUUACAUGUUGGAGCCAGAAACACGUGAAAUCCACAUUUCACCAACGCGCAGCUCUGUGUGGGACUCUCUGCACAUGCAGAAGCAGGUUUGUAGGUAUGUUUGCCAUCCUGCCAGGUGAUUGGAGGACAGCAGCAGACUAGAGGGAAUUUGGUUGGUUGGUGGCCGAUCAUUUAGAGCAGCUGUGCCCACAGUGACCUCAUUUUUCAGGCAUCUGGAUACACGUGUCUCAGCAGAGAUACCUGCUGUAGGUGGUUAAAGAGGAGGGAUAUGAUAACAAUGAGAGACACGGCUUCUCUUUGAAGGGAGUUUUUCUUUCACCUCCAUCACACUGCAUCAUAUAAAACAAGAUAAACUCUGCUUCUCUUAAAGGUAGUCAUCUUUUAUGAAUAGAAACCUUUGGAGCUGUUAGUAUCAUAAACAUUAUAAUUAAAGAACAAAACCAACGUCUUACAAUAUGACUGGAUACAAACAGAUCUUCACAUAAAGCUACUCUUAGCAAUAUUUCUGUUUUGGACUGGUUCACUCUUCACUCUCAUUAGUGUAAUUUUCAGAGGCGUCAGACAAGUUAUUUAAAAGUGAAGUGGAAAAACAAAUUCAGCAUUUAUCGUGUAAAAAGCUUAUUUUCAGGAGCUAGGGCGAACUUUUUUUGUAUAUCGAGAACAAAACAAAGCUCAACGAAGAGGAGAAUCAUUUCAUUUCAAGAAAUGAGACUGUAAAAAUGUGUCUGUUGCUCAUGUGCUGUUUUUGUUGAGCAUUGGCAAAGCUUUUUGUUGAGAUGUUACUAGUCAAAAAUGAAUAAAAGUGACAAAUAGAAAAGACUAACCAAAUUCGAUUCAUACUGUUUUGGGUAGAUUUGAUGUACCGUUUUGUAAUUUGUAGAUCAGCAUUAUUGUUUAAUAGGAAAACAAUGAAUUGGCACCACUUCUUCGUAAUGAAACAAUAAAUAUUUCUCUUUAGAUUUUACAAAUAUUUAAGAAAAAGUGUUAUGUUGGAUCUACUUGAGCAGUAAAAACUUGACAUUGGGCACUGUAGCUUUUAUUCUUUUACUGUCUGUAUUUUAUUCCUGUUACUGUUUAUAAUUUUGUUGUUUAUUGUUAUCUAUUUAUUAACUUCUUUUAUUUAUCCCAUGUAUCCCUUUGUUUGACUGCUAUCUUCUUAAAGGUGCUUUAUAAAUAAACUUGACUUGACUGUUAUGAAAGCUUAUUAUUUUGAGAAUUGGAGAAGAAAGAUAGACCAUGGAGUUACAAAAGCUUUCAUUUGUUUUUGUUUUUUUACUGUCUUUAAUGGCGAAAGCUCAAAUUCCUUCACGGUCAUUGCGCUUGAUUUUCCCCACGAGAACCAUGACACUAAAAAUGAUUUUGUCUCAAAUGUUGUAUUUUUGAUUUGUACAUCAUGAAUCGUGUUUGAUUUGAACUAACUCUUAAAAAUUGAUUAAUAGGACGUGUUUUUUUUUCCCUCACUUGUACUAAUUCUGCCAGAGUACUCAGAGCAGAGCUCAGAUGUCAACAGUGACUAAGCUCUCAAUGUCCGUUAUGCUGAGCCACAUGCACAGCUCAGAGCAUUGUUGAGGAUUUCAGCUGUCCCCGGACUGAGACAAGGAUAAAGACUUUCAGAUGUGAGAAGGAUUGUUAUCACAUGGGCCCUUUCCUGACCCGGCAGUCAGUCAAAUAAAAAGCGCACACUUCACUUCCAUGUUCAGUCUCUGCAAUGUGACCUCUCCCCCCCCAUCAUGUUUCAGAGAAAGGGUCUGUCCAUGACUGAUUUGAACCUUACAGCCGUUAUCUUAUAAUUGGUAUUACGGCAUUAAAGACAUAAGGGUGCAAAUGGAUCAUGGCAAGGUGCACAGGAGUUAAUAUUCUCAAAAGUCUGCAGCAAAGAUCGUCUCUUGGUUCAGUGCCCAGCCCUGAAUCCAUCCACAUGUGCAGGAUUGAGUCCAACCAAAGCCUUUUCUUCUUUGUCAACACCAGAGCUUUUCCCUUUUUAUGUUGACAACGAGGAAUCAGUAGCUUUUAAGGUGAUUUGGCUUGCCAAAGCCUUUUAAUAAAUCAAGAAAGAUUUAUUUCCGUUACUGUAAUAUUGUUUUUUCUUUCCUCAGUGAAAACUGCCAACAAAAAGACUGAAAAGAGCAAGAAGAGCACCUUGAAAACUCCAAACAGCAUCCCAGAAGCAGAAGGACAAGUCAACCUGGUAAAAGAGGGUGAGUCGAGGCGCCAGUGUCCCUCUUACUUGUUAUGGGAAAUUCAUCCUUUCCUGCACUAUACACAAGGAUAAUUUCUCUGCUUUUCUGGGAGCUUUUAUGAUGGGAAAAAAGAAAUCAAGUCUGUCAAAGAUGCCAAAUAUUUUGAAAAGAGGAAGAGUUUUGAGACAGGAUACUUGCCCUGAGGGGAAAGGUCUGGCAAAAUAAAAUGAUCCUCUCAGAGCGGAGUCGAGCCACAGCGGUAACGACGUCUCCCUUGCCUGUGAAGCGCUUUGUUUUGAUCCACAGAUCACAGUUUAUUUGCUAAACUGAAGCCAGGAUGCCCCAGUGGUUUUACCGUCAUGUCGAAGACAGAUUAAACUUGCUUGACUGAAAUCAUGACUCGGGGCUAAACUCUCAUGAUUUGACCUUAAGCUUCACACAGCUUUAUAGUAUUUAUUAGAGUUAUUUACACAGUGACAGACAUUUCUAGCAUAACGGAAAGCUGUGUUUCAUAACGCUGAAAGGUUAUGAGUCGUUGUAUUUUCCAGCUGUGAAUUUAUGUGUUUAUAUAAAAGCUGUUUUAAGGGAACUUUCUGAGAAAGACAGACAGACAGAGAGGGUGCCAUUUGUAAUUUGGCACAAGGGGACAGUAGCAUAAAGUUGGACAUCCUUCCAUGUUGGAAAAUGGGAAGUCCAUGCUGACAUUGCCUGGCAUAAAGGAGCCCACACAGUCAAAACCUGGAUGACUGUCACUCCCAGAUUCAUGUUUGUAAGGCUGUAACUGUGAUUCAGCACCAGGCUGGUUUUAAAUAUUGGUUUGGUGUCUCAUGAUAGCUGCUGAUUUAACAGGGAAAAACUGAGCAGGAUUCAACAAUGUCAAAAUUAUACACUUUUUUCCUACAAAGAAAACUUUGUCACUAAGCAACAGAAAUAGUUAAGCCUCCAAUUUUUGCUUAUUCUUUGAGAUUUUGCCUCAGAUAAAGUCAUUGUUUAGAAAUCGAACCUUUAGCUAGUGUGUUAAGGACUGUAGUUGUCUGUAUUUGGGGCACUUGAGAGUUAACCCAGCCUCUAAAUUCCCAACCAUUCAUCUAGAUUUCAGAGAAAUUACAGUUUCUACCACGUACACAAAUACCAAAACUACGGGGAAUUCAUUUAAGUGGAUUUUAAUGCGUUUUUAAGUUUGAUCCAGCAGAUGUUUCAACAGCUCAUCUAUUAUUCCUAUCAGACGCAAAGGGGAACUUGUUGAAACAAGAUGUCUAUGUGUGCAAAGCCAAGCUGCAGAAACUAAGGUGCUUUCUGAGCUUCUGAAGGCCAUAAGGUUUAGAUAAAAUAAAUAUGGUGGAUUUUGGAUGACGCUCUAUCUGUUUCAAGAUAUUUCUUUCAUAAGGAUUAAAACUAAAGCUUUCAAAGACCAAAAAAAAUCAUAAUCUUUCAAAUGAAAAGGUGAAUACAGAAUCAGUAAACCUUACCCCUUUCUUAUCCAGUAUAAUGACAGACAUUUUCUUUUGACCAUAUUCAGACUUCCUCAAAAGAUGACACGACUUCACAGGGGCGGAGUCACAGAGUCGCACAAAGUUAAUUUUGAGAGUUUUUCGGGUUGGAUCGAGUGUCUUUUACGCGCUUCUAACUCAGUAAGUCCAUGUGACACAAAAUCGAAACUUGGCGGACAUUUGAAGGAUUUUAUUAACUUCCCGGACAGCCUGGACAGCCCCCCAAAAACAGGACAUGCCUGGGUAAAAGGAGAUGUAUGGUCACCCUACAAUUAUCCUCUACCACCCUGAUGUACAUGAGCACAGAUUAAAGCAUCCUGUAGAAACUAGAAAUAACGUUGUACGUAGGCUGUGUCUGGUUAAAUUAACCACUUGACCUGGGGAGACCCAAAGGCUGACAGCAUGUACCUGCAGACUCCAUGAGCCCUAGUGUAGUUGUGUAAAUAAACUGAGCUCUGCACUGACUGUUUUCUAAGUGUUUUCUUACCUUCAGUUGGUCUUAGUUUAAAUUUACGUCCAGGAUAUUCACUUUUUCAGGACAUUCCUUCUUGUAAUGUAAUUAAAUCACACUGAAAGUAUUUUAAUGAUGUUUUUGGUCCCAGUGUUGGUUUUUUGGAAAAGUCAGUUACCUCAAUUACAACAAAUCAGGCCUCAACUGUCUGCUUUUCCAUUUUUUUAUAUUGUUCAUUGUUGCUGUUGCCAGAUGCUCUGUGCUAUUGUUUGUCCCCUCGGAGAGACUUGCAUGCAGAUGGCGGUGCUGAUAGUAAUUUAGUGCUUUGCAACACAGCGAGCCGGCGUCUAUUUUUUUGUCCUGCUAACCUUGAUUCGGUCUGCUGCUAUAAGGUUGUAAAGUCUGAUCUCAAAAGCCUGCAGACUUAUAGAAGGUGUUCGCUUCCAAGAUUGUGUCACAGGUAUAUCAAAAUGUGUUUUAUUGCCGCAGAGUUACAAUGUAUACUACACUCACUGGUCUCGCCACUGGCUCCUCCGCUGGCUUAUUAAAUAAUAUUUUACACGUCAACUUUACAGCGUGAAUUAAGUUGGUCUCGAGCUGUUUUCAUAAUGCAUUGAACAUAAAUUGUCUCAUGCAUGUGCAGCUUUUGGAUGUGGAUCAUCUUUGUGUCUGGAUUUUCUAAAAAACUCUGUCGCUUGUGAUUUAUGAUCCGCAGCAUCUUAGACAAAUCAGGCCAAUAAAAAAGUUGUUCUAUGUGAAGCCAGCUUCCUUUAUGGAUCGAAUAUAAACUCUACAGCAGAACUUUAUGUUCAACUUCACAUGUUUACCCCGUAAGGCCAAAAUUCCAUUGUGUCCUUUCGGUCUGUUUCUUUUCUGGGUAUUCGCUUGUGAAGGCAAUUGGCUACAUGACAGCGACAUGUGAAGCAUAUGCUGCACACCGAGGCCCCAGUAGGAAAUUCUUGCUCUGAAUUUCCAUUGGUGUGAUCAGGGAAAGCUGCGACUGACCCGGAGAGCUGUCCAACAGCAGCGGGGAUUUCACAUAUUAACCUUGAUUCGCCUCUUUUGUCCUCAGCAGGUGACUGUAACCCAGAGGAGCCAAUCUCACACAAAAGAGUUGUUCAGUGAGCGCUUCUCUGUUUCUGCAAUCAUUUAAAGGCAGGUGUUUGUGCCAAUAUCUCGAACGUCUCUCCAAGUGCAAAUAAAAAUAUUUUAAAGUUAUGUGCAGCUUUCUGUUUUUGAGACAGUGUUUUUCCAAAGUAAAGACAGAUUGCGUUGAUAUGACUGCCAAACUGUUUCUACGGCCUCAGUGGGAGUGAGUGGAUAACUGGCAUGCUCAAGGAGUUAAUUACAUGACGAUUAGUCAUAUUGAGUGCUGUUAAUUGCCACCAUAAGGGCUGCUGUGGAGAUAUAGCGGCGCUCAUGUAUCGUAGAAAGCUCUUAUCCUUUGAUUUGGGCUGUAGGGAUUACUUUUAAAUACAAUACUUGGAGAUUUUACAUUGAUUGAAUAGAGAGUGGUUCAGAAAUUCAACUUUUAAACACAUACUUAACUAGUAAAGGUGAAGUAAAACCUUAUAUUGAAAGUUCGGUCACUUUCAAUAAAAGACAUUUAACAUGGUCACCCAAAAUCCUAUCUUAUGAUUAUCUUCUUUUCUGAUCAGGAACCAUGUUUACAUGUGCAAAAUUUCUUGAUCCGAUUGAAAAUGUGAGGGAUCGGAUAAUCUGAAUCCACUGUUUUUAUGGGUGCAAAAUUAAAUAAUCCUGCGCCAAUCUUUAUUCAGAUUAGAAGCAUUUGGACCUGUGCAGAGUUGUCUAAUUUCGCUAAAACACCCUCAAAAGAAGAUUUGUAUUUACGCCUGUGCUGUCAACAAACCAACAUACGCAGUAGUGGCUCCCUCCAUUCAAUUAAAGAUUUUUUCCCAUGUUAAAUGAUGUCACUAGAUGGCGCCCUUGCAUAUUUAUUUUACUGUUCUGUAGAUGUGACAUCAUUACACCGUAUGUACGCCUUGUUAUGUUAUCGUAAGAGUAGACACGGCACCUGCGAUUGUGUCUUAUGCCAGAGUGUUAAUAAUGAAACCUCCUGUACUGACCUCAGUAAAAAAGCCAAAGGCUAAAGAGUGAAGAUCAUGUCAGGUUAAAGAGUCACGAUCGGAAUAAGUGUUUACAUGGAAGUGUUUACAUGGACCCGGAAUUAUUGAUCGGCAUAAACCACCCCUCUUGAUCGGAAUACAAUUUCUUUCCGAUUGAGCUGAAUUGAAUCAGAAUCUUCUGAUCGACAUGUUUACAUGACGCAUUUUUAUUCCGAUCGGGCAUUUAUUCUGAUUAUUUGUGCCCAUGUAAACGCAGCUAGAGAUGGAACUUAAGUAAAAAACUAAAAUAUAAAGGAAAACAAAAAUCUUCUCUUUCAUGUUGGUAGUUAAAGCAGUCAGGAUUAGUGGGCAUAGAAAGAGAGAAGAGCUUGUUGUUGAAUUAACCAGGAUUCGGUCGAUUUCUAAAAAUGAAAUGUUCCAGGACUUUGCUUGAAUCACAGAAAAUGUCGAGAUGUGUGUGUGUAUGUUAUUUACACUGCAUCAUUUCUGCAUGACUAAACAUGAAGCCAUACUGUAACACUUGCCCACAGCGAGACAUGAAGGUCACACACACACUGCUUCAUGCAUCACGGCCCAGCAGCAACACUGUCUUUUGUACAUAACAGCCAUUUUACAAGGCUUAAGGAGUGCUAUCCAGCUGGUGCAAAUGGGUCUGAGAAAAUAGCCCAUGUCUCCCCCAUGACCUCACGGUCACAGCGAUGCCAUCAGGGUUAUAUCCAUAUGACCUUGGAGACUACAGGAAGUCUGCAUCACAAAUAAAAAGGAUUGCCUGUAUGUCGAUAUGAGCAUUGUGUCUUCAUUUCCUCUGAUUGUGGGAUGAGAAGACAAAAUGUCACCUCAAUGGGUGCUGGCAUAUCUCAACCGUUCUCCACCAGCUCCUGUUACUGCUCUACCACCUGGAUGUAAACUAUACAGAUUGCAAAUAGCAUCUCAUAGCAAAGCACAGUUUGACAUUAUUUUAAUCUGGAAAAAAGCAACUGUUAGCAAUGUUUCGUAAAACUCACAUAAAACGAAAGUAAAUAAGCAUUAAGUCAAAGAGAUGGUAAUAAAGAUUCUUAGAACAGGGGGAAAAAGGUAAAAAAAAAAAAAGUAGAUGACACCAGUCUGUUGCAAAAUGACAAGGAAAUGAGUCGUUUCAUAGCGUCUCAAGUUUUCACCUCAGACUGCAUGAUUACUGGAUGUAACUUUGGUGAUAUCACCCGUCUGUGUCUGACGCAGAGUUUUGAAGCCAGUUGGUGGCCAUAUUGGAAAUGCUGACUCAACCUGACUCAACCGUGGUUCUGAUUCACUGAUCUUGUACCCUAAAUCACUUUGAGAGGAACAUGUUACAAAGAAAUCACUUCCCAUACUGUGGGUUUCCCGAACUUUUCAAACUGUAGUUGUUUUUUGAGCCAGAUGUAAACAUAUUUAUUUUUGGUCAGUCAGUACGUUUACAUGACAAUCGAGAAAACUGAAUUAUUGCCCCUAGGUCUCAAACUCCGAUUAAGACCAGACAACUGAAGUGCAUGUAAACACCUUAGUCCGACUAGAAUCGGAGUUUGAGAACUCUGAUUGGAUUGUGGAGCGCUUCACUUAUUGGUCAAGAGCAUGGACUGUAUGUAUUAUGGACAACUUUGUUCCGCCUUCCACUACUAGGAACUGCAGUUUUUAGCACUUCUACAUCGGCUUCAUUUCUCAAGACAGGAGGUAGCCACAUGGUCUAAAACUUUUUAUAGGACUCGCUGCAUAACUCUCAAGUCUAAGUCAUUUUUCCAAAAGUAAUCUGAGAAGAAACAGACUAUUUAACAAACUGUUUGAUUUUUUUGGUCUCACAAUGAGUCGAUUCUUAGCACAAUAAAAAUCUGAAUCUUUGUCUCCAUUGUCGAGAAACUGUCCAAAAAAUGUCUGCAGCUGCUGUUCCUGUAAUUUUCCCUUUUUCUCCCUUUAAUUAUAAUAUCACAGUCAUUUCAGCAUUUUAAUCAUGAACUCAGGGUGCAGCUGGCUGACUGUGCAAGGUGUGCCAAAAUUACCAAACAGACGCUUUCAUACUGUACAUUCAUUAAUCACUCAUACUGACUGACACGUUUUGAAUUCACAUCAGCUCAGACAUCAAAGCUGCCGUCACGCCCAUUCACGAAGGCCUUUUCAUGCAGUCAGGUUUACACACUCAGGUUAUUAUAUUUGCCUGUUUUCAGGAUCAAAGUGUGCUGUGUAAGAGUGAAAAAAAGACAUACUGAGAGGAAAAAAAUGUGGAUGGGUCAUUGUUGUUUUUGGUUUGCUAGCAAAUUGAUAAAACAUAAACACAGAUAUUUGUUGCUAGCAUAGCCGUCACAUUCCAGUUCAACAUCUCACAAUGUUUUGACUACAUUAGGUUUGAUAUAAAGGGAUCCUAUAAUUAUAUCAUCCUGGUGAUGAACAUGAAACACAGCUGCUGCUGCUGCCUGGAUUGCUUAAAUACUUUCGGGCUGGAGUCUGACCUGCUCAUUACUGUUGAGUCUACCUAUUAGCAAGCAUAUGCUCCCUGACACUGCAGACAUAUGCUGCUCAGAAAAGAAGCACUCCUGGAACAAUACAACACAUAUUUCAUAAGGUUGCCAUCACAGGACUAAUUUAUCAUUCUCGUUUACCUAGAAUGCCCUCCCAUGGGACUGGAGACGUUGAAGAUUGAUGAUUUCCAGCUUCACGCUUCAACCAUCAAACGCUACGGCCUCGGUGCACACAGAGGUCGACUUAACAUUCAGGUAUGUAAAGUGGCGGCGUAGCUUGGGAACGCUUAUUAAAAAUGUUCUGGCUUGUACUUUAUCCUCUUUUUUCUUUUGAAGCGUCCGUGUUUUCGGAGGGGGGAGUCAUUUUAACACGUAGAAGCGAAACUCUAAAGAGAUAGCAUCUUUUAAUUUUAGAAUCACCAGAAGUUCAUAUUUAAGCUCGAUGGAAAGAUGUCUGCAGCGAUAGGCAUUAUUACUCUAUUUCAAAUCAGAGCAGAUUUUAACACCCAUAAGCUAACAUAAUAGAGAAAGUCAUAGUUUCUCCAUCAAACUAAACCUAAUAAAAGGGAUUGACAUCUGGGAGAAGAGGAAUUUCCUGUUAGUGCAAGCUGUUCUUUGAGGUUAUUAGCCUCAGCCUCGUCUUCUGCAGACUGAACCGCUCUGAAUCUAUCUGCACAAUUAACGAAACACUACACAUGCUCUUAAUUCUCACAGGACAGCAAGACACUAUGUUUCAGGAAACCAGCGAAACAAAGGGUUUGUUGUUUGGUUGCGCAUGCGAGUGUCUGUCAGGGAUCAUAGAGGGAGAACGAUAAGGUCCAAUCUGGAGAGCAAUUAUCUGUAAAUCAGAGGAGACACAUAGAAAGCAGAUGUUGCCUGUUGUAUCAGGCCUACAGCCAGCAAACUUGGUUUAUUUCCACUUUUGUAGCUGCUGCAGUUUGUUUAGACUCCACACUCCAACUGUGAUGAAUUUAACCCUCUUUUGAUCACACCACUCAGUGAAGGACAUGAUUUACUCAAGUUCACACGUACUCUCUCGAUUAAACACAGCUAAGAAUAUAACAGAAAUAUGUGUAAGUUACAAAUCAUAUCUGUCUAUCCUGCAGCAAAACAUGUAGCUAAUUUUUUUGGAAACACAUGUCAGAUUCUUUUGAAUUCACCAGGCAGCUCAUGAAAGGUCUUAUUUCUGCACCUGGAUUUGGAGUGGCACCAAAUUGUCCAACAUUCAAACCUCCCACAUAUUUCCCUGAAAUCUUCAAACAUGUUUUUGAGAUGUUCUGCAAACUGACAGACCAUGGAGACACAAAACAGAAGCUCUUUGGCAGGGGUUAUUGUUUUUUUUUCUACAUCUCACAAAUCAUUCAGAUGUCAACCUGGACAAUUAUAACAAUGUAAUCAUGUUUUACUUGAAAGGAACUAUGUUUUUAUUGUGCAGUUUGUUAAUACUAUGGUUGGAUCAUGGUUUUUCAAAUAUUAGUCGAAGUUUACAGAUAUUUUUGUUCUGGUACUUUGUAUCAAAAUUUAAACAAAUGAUCAUCUUAAAAAAGUGAAUGUUGUCUCCAUGACCUUACCCUUUAAAUCUUGGACUAUACACCUUAUAAAAUCUAUCCAUCUGGCAGUCACUAUCCACUUUUUUCUCUCUCUUUUGACUGAGAUACAAUAUUUGGAUGUAAGCUUGGAUACUCGCUGCAUUUGAGUUACCUCGGAAGUCGGAGCUGAAAAUGACGUCACACCCGAGUAACAAGCAUUUUAGUUACCAAGUUGGAAAAAGCAAAAUCAAAGCUGGAAACAAGAUGGCUACAUCUACAAAAGUUAUUUUAGUGGUUACUUUGUCUGAAUAUAGCAAGGACAGGAGAUGGAAACAAGAUGGCCACAUCUAAGAAAAUUAUUUUAGCGCUUGCCUUGUACUUGUUAUAUUCGGACAUGUCUUUCAUAGAUGUAGCCAUCUUGUUCCCGCCUCCAAUUAUUUUUUUUUGCGACUUGGCAACUGAAACGCUGGUAACUCUGAUAUGACGUCAUUUUUAGCUCCGACAUCUGAUUUCCGAGGUAACUCAAACACAGCAACAGUACAAGAACUCUUAGUCAUAGUUAGCUAACCCUGGAAGUAAUCAUCUAUUCUCUCAAAAUCUGAUUCAGAAUGUUCAAAUACAUAUUGAAGUUGAACUUAAAAGACACAACAGUAAGCAUUAAGUCUGAUUUUUCCUCAUUUUAAUCUUUUGUCUGUCUCAAAGGGAUUUUGCCACAGUGUCAACAGGCAGAUGUUAAAUGUGCUGAAGAGAGAACAGCACCCUCUGGUGACGGGCUGCAGUAUAGGUCAUAAAUCCUGCCUCCACCAGCAAAGCUUAUGGAGCGGUGGACACAUUUUAGAACUUAAUUACACAGAAUAUCAAUUUUUCAAAGUUUGCGUAGCUCACCUGGGGGAUACGCGACUCUCCCGCCAAAUGCGUACAAUGCAUUGGUGGUGGUGGAGUGGAAAUGGAGAAAAAUUGCAUAAAUGCCGCAAGCUUUUCAGCUUCAAGUACACUGGCGGAGGGCAGAACCAAGUUGUCCAUAGUAUAUACAGUCUAUGCUUCUGACCAAUCAGAAUGAAGCGCUCCACUUAGUUUUGUAAUUGAUCCUUUUAUAGACACAUGAUUUAAUCUCAUAGAUUCUGUUAUGUUUGUAAGGCAAAGUACAUAUAGUGCUGUUUCGUUUCAUAGAUGCAUCUCUGAGAGCCCAGUUUAUCUCAAACAUAUCUGAAUCUUACUGCUAUGAAGAGUAAAUUAAAACAAAGUACAGUGAUAUUUGUUGUAAUUCUGUAUCGGUUCUUAACCAUCAUGCUGUAUCUGUUAUAGAUCUAUGGUAUUUCUGCAAGGAAUUCUAAUCUGCAUUUCCAUAAAGUGCCUUAAACUAAUCUUUGAAGAGAGAUUAUGUUAAUGUGUUUUUUUUAAGAUCUCCAGAUAAAAAGCUGUUAAAUGACAAGCAAGAGUGGUGUCCUCCAAAUACACUUGACAUUCACACAUUACAGCAGUGAUAUUAUUCACCCAGUGCACACUGUAUAUAUAUAUAUAUACUAUAUAUACUAUGUGUCAUCGUAGUGCUUACAUUGGGAUGAAAAGGAUGUACAAUGUGUCCUGUCAGCAUGUGACUCUUCGCAUAGACUCAGCCUCUGCUGCUAGAACAAUCUGCCACAGGCUUAAUGCAAAGAGAAGCUUUUCUGCUCUGUAGUUAUUCUUCUUCAGCGCGUGAAUGUGCACUCCCUGACAUCCUAUAGGACAUACAGUAUUUGUCUUGCUUGGUUGAUUCUCAUCUGAAAAUGUCAGCUGCAUCCUCUCAACAGUCAACGCUUGAACCAAAUCAAAAAGUUUAACAAAAUUCAGAGCUUUGGGCUUAACUUUGGUGUUUCUACAUGAGCUUCUACAAUAAUAAAAAAAAAGCUGCUCCACACUGCUGUUUUGUGGUCUCCAGGCUGGCCUUUAUGAAGAUGACCUCUAUGAUGGCGCCUGGUGCGCUGGGAGAGAUGACCCGCUGCAGUGGUUUGAGGUAGACGCCAGGAGGCUGACAAAGUUCACAGGGGUCAUCACACAGGGCAGGAGCUCUCUUUGGUCGUGAGUAUGAACCCUGCACACAUGCACGGAGAGUUGCAGAUGGUUGAGGGUUUUAUUUUUAAAGUAUAAUAGAAAAUAGUGAGGAUUGAUUUGGUGCCAGAUUUGUUGCCUUGGUAAGUCUUGGUUUUAUCUCGUCAUGGCUGUUUUAAGCAGAUGGACACAGAGAAAGGUGAGACCAAAGGGUUGUUAAUGUGUGUGCUGAAUUUCUGAGCCAUAAGCGGAUAUCAUACUAUGAUGGGGUUUAUCCUCUGGGCAUCAUGAUUGUACAAAGUUCAUGGCAAUAAAUUUUGAGUAAACCUAGUUGUACUGAGCCAAAGUGAACUGGCUUCCCUCCGGCCAUGUUUGUCAGUUAUUAAUAAUCAAAACCCAAACACAGUAAACAGCCAAAACUCUGUUCACACACGGCACAAGCUUCACUACAACUAAAGGUUUAGAGAAAAGACAAACAAUCAUAGUCGCUUAAGAAGCUCAAUGACGCUGGAUUUUCUCUUAAACCCAGCUGGAAAAUUGACUUCGAAGAUAUAAACAACAAAAAAAAAGGCCUCUCAAUUUCAUCCACAUGGUGCUGAACUUUCCCAGAAGUUUGCCCUUUUGACAAAUCCCCUCUGAUCCCCUCAUUUUGAGGAUCGGAGAUUCAUGAGUUUGAAUAUUUUUUUUUACUCAUUUAACGCUACAGAAACUGAUUUUACUGGACUUCAAGGUAAUCAAUCACACUAAUGGGUAAAAUAAGGAAAGCAUAAAAGUAGAGAUUUUAUGUUAAACUAUCCACUGAGUCACCCGGCUGUACGUUACUAACAAGCUCUUUAAAGCUUGUUAAGGUAUAAAUUACGGUACCAUAAUAUCUCCAUGACACCUCAUCUUCCUUUUUAAAUACAAAGCCACUGGUAUAAUCUCACCUCCCACUGACUCAGCUCCAUACAUCACAGCUCGGUCUUUUGUGAGCAUGCAGAAAUAUCCUGCAAAGGUUGACUCUGAAUUUAGACCCAACCUUUAAGAACACAAAUUAUUUGGUACCUGUGUCGAGGUUAAUCAUAUAUUAUCAUGUAUGAUUUCAGCCAAACACACUGAAUGGCAAUCACUGGCUCAAAAUAGUUACUGUUUUGAAUUCAUUUAGCUUUAUAGAGUUUUUUAAAAAAGCACAAAUAUGACUCAGUGUUUAAAUUCACAAACUUAUGCUUUAUUUCUUUAUUUUUUAUUUAUUUCUGUAACUAAAAUGCAUUUAUUAUGACCCAAAUGUUGACAAUGUUAGUGAAAAAUCACAUUUAAAAUGCAUUUUUGUUUAAUACAUGAAGUCCUCAUGUGCAAAGUAUGUCAUCUUAGAAAGUUGCCCAAACAUACUAGCUUGAACCUAUUGUAAUAAUUAUUGCAUUAAAUAAUGUUGAUCUGGGACACCUUAAGAGUAGCUUUGCAUGAUUUGCAGCACAAAAACUCUAUUAAUCUUAUACUGGAGUCCAUGUAAACCUUUAUUUAAGUUAUAUAAACCACUAUACAGCUUAUGGAUGUUACUUUUUACACAGCUUUGUGGUAACAAAAUGACUAAUUUAUUUAUGUUUUUACCAGAAAUGUUUAUAGCUGGCUCCUGGCUCCCAAUAGCACCUAAAGGAAGUUAGCUACUUCCAGUUUUUGGUUACAAGCCUUUGUGGACACUCUUGAAAGAUGGUUUAAGUAAUAAGUGAGGUGCAAAUCCAGCUUGUAUUGGCCUUUGUUUACAAAAAAAGUCACAAGUGAAACAAACAUCUUUUUUUUGUGGCUGUUGUCACCCUGAAAACAUAAAACCUCCCCUCUAUUUUCUGGUUCCUUCGUCUCUUAAAGGAGAAAAUAGUCACAACUUUCCUUCCCAGUGAAAAGGACGCUAUUAUGCAACUUUUAAAGACAUACCAAUUCAACAAAGAGCAGAGCAGAGAAAAAGUGGAGAAGUGAAAUGGAUUUUCCAGUAUUACUUGCAUGCUAUAAACCACUAUACAGCUUGUGAGUGUUACCUUUUACACAGCUUUGUGGUCACAAAAUUAGUUUUUUAUUUAUGCUUUUAAUUAAAAUGUUUAUAGCUGGCUCUUGGCACCCAAUUGUAACUGUAGUAAUAAGUAAUAAGUGAGAUGCAAAUCCAUCUUAUAUUGGCCUUUGUUUACAAAAGAGUCAUAAGUGAAACAACUUUUUUUGUGGCUGUUGCCGCCCUGGAAAAAAAAAAACCUCCCCUCUGUUUUCUGGUUCCUUCAUCUCUGGAAAGAAAAAAUAGUUCCUUCCCAGUGAAAAGGACGCCACUAUGCAACUUUUAAAAGCAAACUGAUUCAACACAGAGAAAAAAGUGGCGCAGUGAAAUGGACUUUCCAGUUCCACUUGCAUGCCGUCCUUGACAGAGCUGAUGGGUGGGCUCAUCUUUUAGCACUGUCUAAAUAACACUUAUCAAAUCUGACAUCAGGUUGAGGCCAUGUCUCCAACGAGCUGUUCAGACAGCAUAAAUCCAUUUUCUGUUAACAUCUUUAACUUUCCUCUUUAAUAAUAUUUGACAACUUUUGGCCUUUGCUUUUCUUAAUUGGAAUGGGUGGCACAGGCUGGUGGAAACUGCUUGCGUACUGCACUAUGAGAGCAUGGGGAAUUUCUUUACCAGACCGUGUUUGUAGCCUUUACUUUACGGCCAGCACGAUCUGAGGGUGCAGAAAACACUGAUGCCUGAGACAGACUUUCUCCACAAUUAGCUCUGCAGGGCAUGUAACUGUCUGUGGUGCCAGCUCAGGGGCUUCUGUCUAUAACAGAGCUUUAAUUAACAGAUCUGGGAAUUCUUACCAGGCUGGACCAGCUCAGCACUGAUGUCUUCAUCCAGAGGCCAGGAGUCUCUGCCAACCUGCAUACUGCACACACACACAGAGGCUCCAUCUGAAAAAAUGAGACAAUGAGUCAUCUUUGAAGACAGACUUAGAAAAUAUUGUUUUUUUUUAAUGCUUCACCUUUCUGUGCUCUGGCUUAGCUACGUCUAGAGAACAGGAACAAUGUGUUUCAAAGUUUUUGCCUCUAAACUCCCACUUUUGUUCACUUCCCGUUUUUGUUAACCGUCUAAAGUGCACGCAUGACUUGUCAAGGUUGUCUCUUCCAGACAGCUGUUUUUUUCCCCCUCUUAUCUCUACUCAUUAUGGAAAUCACUUACUUGACAAUAAAAAGUCAAUUAAUUUUUGGAUUUGUAGUUAUUUUUGUCAAAGCAGCACAAUCGGUUUCUCAACCUUAUCUUGAAAUUUUGCUAAAGACCAAAAAGUGAAUUUCCUGUCAUUAAAAAGCAAUAAACUUUUGUUCCGAUUCUGAAACUUUUCAUAAUAAAAGACUCAAAUGACAAGUUCAUAAUAAAUUUCUUUGACCUCCAUUCUUCUAUUUUGAAACAGACUUUCACCCCAGUGGGAAUUAACAUGUCUGGAUGUGUGAGGAGAGACUUCCUCGCUGUCACCCUAGAGAUCCAUUUGCAUUAAAACCAGCCUGAGAGGAAAUUUAUUUUGUUCAACUUGUGACCUGAUUUUCUAACUUUAACAGGAGCGAUUGGGUGACCUCGUACAAAGUCAUGGUGAGCAAUGACAGCCACACCUGGAUAACGCUGAAGAACGGCUCUGAGGACUUGGUGAGCAACAACAGAGGAGGCAAUUAUCUCUGCGCUGUUCACGCUUUAGAGCUCAAGAAUUAUCAUUCGUUCUUUAUGUAAACAUACUACAUAAGAAGCCUCGAGGAGGAUUCGCUGAAACCUGGAGGAAAAAUGAAUUCAUGUUUGAGCAAUUACGGAGAAAGAUUCAGAUCUCUGCUAAUUUCCGAGCUUAAUGAGCUGGGAGGCGAGAGUAAAUACUGAUGAUGCUCGAGCAGAUGGGAAACUCGUCCUGGUUGUGAUUGUCAAAGCUGCGUCUCUUUUACUUCUGGCUGUUGAUUUAACUCAGCAGACAGAAAGUAAAGCGAGGAAUGCCUUGACGAAACGCCCAAGCUACACCCCUGAAUUCAGCAGUGGAAAAAUACCAUAAGAAUCCAGUCUAAAUAAUGAGGCAGAUCAAAUUGAAUAAAUAUUUAGGAGGGGAAAUCAUAUCCUCUUAGAGCUUUACUGAUAAAAUAUUAGCCUAGCUGUACUCUCCGUUGGCCGGUGACGUCACUGAUGUGGGAGCUAAUGCCCCUACAGUGAUUUAGUCUCUGCUACGAGCUUCCCCGUUCACCCACUCGCCCACCUUUCAUGCCAAAUGCCAAACUGCACUGUUUGUCUUUCAAAAUGCCAAGAGGUGCAGGGAGGGAACCGUAACCGUGGGCGUUAGAAUUUACAAUAAAACCCCAAUGGUAUAAAGGUUUGGUGACGUUCUGCAAGGGCACAAACGUUAGUGAAGGGGUUAUGUGGAUCUUUAUUUACCAUCUCGUGCAUGAUCUUACUGAGUUUAGUAUAACCCCGAAUGCUUCUUCAAUAUUUACUGCGAACUUCAUAUUUGAUGACUUAGUGUUUUAUUAUUUAGAUGUUUAAUCUCGUCGGAGAUUAAACCAGUUUCUCACCGAAAUGUUUCCAGGUCAAAGCCGCCGCCGUGUGUCAUGCUUUUGUGUUAGCUAGCUCUGUAUUUACCACUGUUUUAGCAAAUCAGUCUAAAAAGGCUCGUAUUUGUGUGUUUUACCAAGAGAUGGAUGAAGUGUUCUUGAACCACUGAAUAUGUAACAUCAGUUAAGCUCUAUGAAGUUAGUAUAACUGGUAAAUGUACUCUUGUAAACUUCAUCAAUCUUUAUUUAUACAGCGCCAAAUCACAACAGUCGUUAUCCCAAGAUUGUCACGGUUAGGGGUUAAACAAAGAGGGAAAGGACCCAAAUGCAGAACAAAACAUGAUUUAUUUAAAAUGAACUAAAUGACAGGCAGCAAAAACUUACCUUAAAUGUCCAAAAGCAAAAAAACACGAGAAACAAAAAUCCAAAGAACCAAAAAUCACUGGGGACUCACUGUGGAUGCACCAUAAACAAGGACAAACACACCAACCAGAAUAGAGGGGAAGACAGAGACUAUAUACACACUGGUUAACGAGCAACAGGUGUGCCAAACAAGACACAGAUGAAACUCGUUAGUGAUUAACGAAGGAGGGAAAACUAGGAAAGUAAAACCAGACUAGAAACACAAGGAAUCAACUACUACAAAAUAAAAACAGGAAACACUGAAAACUGAUCUAAAGAAUAAAACACUGAAAACAUCAGGGAAAUACACUCAAAUAACAAAAACGGAGAAAAACUGAAUUAACAGAACAUAUCAUGACAAAUAUGCUCUCCAAAAGAGCAGGUCUAGACCAUUCAUUUUUAUGGGAGAGAUUUGACCCAUUUCAUCCAACAUGAGUGAAGCACUUUGCAGUAUUUAGCAAGUUACAAUGCUGAGGAAAAACUUCUCUUUCACAGGCAGAAACCUUGAGCAGGACCAGACUCAUCUUUGAUAGCUACCAUAAAUCAAAUGCUGUUAUAAGCUAGAUGUUUAAACAGCUGCUGAGUUUAUAAAAAAGUGCUAAACUUUAAAACAUGUAGGGUAGAAAGCCGAAAGGGAGACUAAAUCAAGGCAAGAUGAUACUAUGGUACAAGUCGAGGAGGCAUCUGGUUCUGGUUUAAAUCUUAUAUGUGUUGAUGACAGAUGACAUAUGUAUAUUGACAAUAUUUUGGCUUACAAGUGAACCGAACAGUGAAAAACAAGCCUUUUGAAGUGGAUGAUGGGGCGUUUGGACUUGGAAAUGGAUUAUGCCUCACUGUGUGGUACCACAUUUCAACUGUCAAAGAAACACAGCAAAGCCUCCUGUUAGAUGGAUGUUUUUACUUAAAAUUGAGAUGUGACCACUAAAUGUUGAACGAUUAAACUACUUGUUAAAAGCUUUCAGUCGAAAGGCCUUUUUACACAAAAAAAAUGCAUGAAUAAGUAAAUUACUGAAACUAAACCCUCAUGGUCUGUCGUCUUUGUCUCAGUAGAUCUUCCUCGCGAACAGGGAAAAGGAGAUCCCAGUCCGAAACAUCUUUCCCGUACCGGUAGUUGCUCGAUACAUUCGGGUCAACCCUAACUCCUGGUUCCCCAUCGGCAGCAUCUGUAUGAGAGUGGAGAUCCUUGGCUGUCCUAUGCCAGGUGACGGCUUUGUAUGGACAGAUUGCCUCGUAGAAGCUCUGUAUUCCCAGUAGGUGGGCUACAAAAAAUAAAACAGGAUAUCUUGACUUUUAUAUUCUUUGGGUUGCUGAGCUGAAGGUUGAUUGAAGUACAUAAUAUCGAUAAAGGCUAGGAACCCUUAAUUUACUAAAUACUGUAUACUAAUGCAAAAUCUGAAUCAUCUUUGUAUACCUAGAAACCACCUGAGGUAGAAAGAAAACUGUGAUUUACUUUGUUUUUUGUAAUAAAGCUCAACUUCGUCUAAGACAGAGUAAUCAGAGCAGGUGUUAAGCAUUUAUCACCUCCACACACCUGCCCUGACUAACCUCCUUUAAUCUCUAAAUAUCAAUUCUCAUACUAACUCUAUAUUUUUAUGAUUUCACUCAGAUCCAAAUAAUUACUACCACAGGCGUAAUGAAGUCAUAACCACAGACGACCUGGACUUCCGGCACCACAGCUACAAGGAAAUGAGGCAGGUGAGUCACAGCUGACAGACAGACAGCAUCAGCAGAAACCCCAGCUCUUCUUCCUUCUUAUUCAGCAAAAGACCCAAAGAGUCUUCGCGUGGCGUUAUAAAACAUCUCCUCUAACCGUGAGCCGGCAGCAGACAAGUUGUGUCCUCUGCAAGAACAAAGUGUGCAACGGUAACAAAUGAAGCGAGCGAUGCCAGCCACAUGAAAAUGCAUUAAGCAUCUCCUGGGUUGUGUCAUUACUUAUUCAUAUAGUUGUCAUGAGCAGUAGCCUGAGCGGGGAGACAGCUGUAUUUGUCACAUCUAACACUGAGACUGAGUGUUUGUCAAGGUACAAGUGCUGUGCAUCGUAAUCGCUUGUAAUUCAGCAGCUCUCCUGUUGCCUACAGAUGUCUUAAACUGCUGUUAUGACCCACAAUGUGAAUGUAUGCUCCCGAUGUAUGGUUCAUUGUUCAAUAGCAGUUUUUUCUCCAGGUGGAUUCUCCUGAAAAAUAGACCCUCAGAGUGAAUUAAAUGUCUUUUUCUUUGCCGUCUAUCUGCACUUUUUAAGCGAAUGUGUGACAAGCAGGGUGUGCAGCCUCAAUAGACCUUCACAAUAAAAGGAAGGACUAUUUUUAAAAGCUCUUUCACACUUGACAUUUCUUUUCUCCGAGCAGGUACAUGCUGCAUUAUCACCCCUUCAUCCACAACAGUUAAAGCAGGGCUGUGUUAAAACCCCACAGUCCAAAUAGCCCAUUUUAGCCCCACAACAGGAGUGAAAAAUAUGUUUAUUGUAUUACUUAAGGGCUGUCCUCUCCUGAGAUCUCAACUGAUUGUCCUGUGGCCUCACUAGGAAUACUGAUAUUGUCAGGCGUUUUAAGGAAGGUGCACAGCAAGAACAUUCCCCACAUUUUUCAGCAGGAAGACGGCAUAUUACCUUCGAUUACCCUUGCACAUCCUGGGCCAAGACGCCUACUGUAUCGUGAAUGAUUGUGUUAGCUGAAGCAGAAAGUUAAGUCUGUACAAGUAGAUUUAAACACAAUCUUCCUCUCUGUGGGAAGAAAUAAAGACCCUCUCAAGUGAAGAUAGCCACAUAUUUUAGGUGAAACCUCUACCUGAAAGACAACAUUUUUGACGUUGAUCAUAAGAAAUGCAAUCCAGAUAAAUAUACAUUUAUAUAAAUAUAAAACCAAUUAGGAGGAGGAACUCUUCUGCCAACUUCUAGUCAUUUAUUUUAUGAACAAACCAGACAUUUGUUUAAUGAUUGUCUUGGUAAGAAAAAUUAAAAUUCAACCCAAGACUUCAUUAAAAUGCCAUCAGUCCUGUUUGGUUAAUGGCUUUUGCAGCAGCUGGAAGAGAAAGCAAACUCUGAUUUGUGGCAUUAAGGUGGUCGCUUUACUUAACAGCUUGUUAGUCCUUUACCAGAUGCACUUUCUCUGUCUCCACUCUUGGAUUUAUGUGUUUAUAGUUCCUGCUGUUUGAGUUAGCUCCUCAACAGGUCUGUCUUUACAAUUACAUUUACUCCUUGUUGGAGUGCUUAAAAAAACCUGUAACAGAUGUUGUUUAAAUAUAAUUUUUUUUAUUUUCAAAACUAUGGAGGUUAUUUUGAGCUAUUUAAAGGCUGAACAGACACAACAUUUAUAGCUGUAACAUUGUAAUUCAAAAUACUGUUUACAUAUAAAAGAAAAAUAAGAAAGAAUAGAAGCAAGAAAAAAAAAACUUUUCCUUGAGCUGUGUCACUCCGCUGCGGUAAUGGACUGCUGAGUUGUCCAUACAAACAAGCAGAUGCUGGAAGAGAGUAGGUGAGUUGUGUUUAGUCUCUUGCUAAGGAAAUUAGUCAAAGCUAAAAAGAUGUUUGGUGGCUAGUGCUAUAGCUGGGACCCUAUAUGUACUGUUGAUGAAGUUAGGAGCUGUUCUGAGAAUUAUUUGUGGCUAUAGAGUGGCGUUUUGGUUGAGCUCAUGGCUCCUGGUACCACUGUGUAUUGCUAUUGUGCGGUCAUCACUAAAGUUGGUAUAACUAGAGAAGCAAGUGAUCGGCAACAUUCAUCUCUCGAGGCGGUGUCUAACUCGGUGUUACAGUGUGUUUGACCCUAACUUAAUUGUAUGCCGGAAUAGCCCUUUAACAUUUGCAGUUCAUGAACCUUGACUGACUGUGUAGGAACUUUUGCAUCGAUUACUAUAACUCUGACUGUAACUGUCAAAUGUCAAAUGUUCUUCUUUUAAUCAACAAAACAUGUUUCAAAGUUGUAAUGGUCUCUUAGAGAACACUGCAGGUAUCAAAGUAAGAUCUUUAAAAAACAUUUAAAUACUGUAAUUUCAUAAACUUGUGCUUCUUAACCUUUCACAGCUUAUGAAGGUGGUCAAUGAAAUGUGUCCCAACAUCACCCGCAUCUAUAACAUAGGAAAGAGCCACGGUGGCCUCAAGCUUUACGCCAUCGAGAUUACUGACAACCCAGGAGAGCAUGAAGUGGGUGAGUGUCUUCAACAGGACGUGAUUGAUGAGUACAAUCAAAAUGACAUUAGAUUUGCCACAUUGUGAUUCUUUUUCAAUUGCAUGUUUAACCUCUUUUAUCGUCUCUCCUCCCUCUCUUACAUAAACCUGCUGACCAGGUGAACCAGAGUUUCGUUACACAGCAGGUUCCCAUGGUAACGAAGUGCUGGGGCGGGAGCUGAUCCUCCUGCUCAUGCAGUUUAUGUGUCUGGAGUAUCUGUCAGGCAACCAGCGGGUCCGUCACCUGGUGGAGGAGACCAGGAUCCAUCUCUUGCCAUCUGUCAACCCCGAUGGGUACGAGAAAGCCUUUGAAGCGGUAGGUCUGCGCUAAUGACCUCAUAUCACACACUGGCCUCUGGUGGAAAGGCAGAAAUAUCUGCCCAGCAGGGCCUCUUCCCCCCCUUCACACCAUAUGGAGAAGGUGGAUUUUAGGAAAUGGGUUUAUGAGUCUUUUUAUAAGCGAACAUAGCAGAAGUGGACAGCCUGUUCUUUAGUAAAAUUCCACUGAGACACAUGUUCUUGAGCAUGGGCUGUAAUCAAACACAGGCCUGCAAGAUUAAAGGCAUGAAAUCAAUGAGACACGAAUAGAUAAAGACAAAUGAGGGAGGUUAAAAGAGGCAGAGCUUGGCCUCUGUGCAGUCACUGACAUCUGUCCUUCUGAGCCUUGAUGUGUGAUUACACUGUAGAUGUUGUAACCCUGUUUCAAAGAAGCUAAUAGUACCCUUAAUAAAUGAUUCCCAUGUCAGCUUGAGUGAAAAUUUGCAUGAACAUGCACCGUUUAAAGUGAUGAAUCUUUCCAGCACAGUGAGGCCGGUGAAGGAGCAGCAGAAUGGGGUCCUCUGACUGUUUAAACAUCUGCUGGGAUCAUUUUUGAAAAACUGGAUUUAAAUAAAAAUCUUAUUUUUAUUACUUGGUUAAAGGAAUAUUCAGGUGUACAAUUAAUACAGGGUCGUAACACCGAGUUAGACACCCCCUUGAGAGAUGAAUGUUGCCGACCACUUGCUCCUCUAGUUAUAUCAACUAUAGCAACGACCGCAGGAUAGCAAUACAAAGCGGUCUGAGGAGCCAUAGACAAACCUCAACCAAAACGCCACAAAUAAUACUAAGAACAGCACCUAACUUCAUCAACAGUACAUAUAGGGUCCCAGCCACAGUACUAGCCACCAAACAUCUUUCUAGCUUUGCCUAAUUUCUUUGGCAAAGAGACUAAACACAACUCACCUACUCUCUUCCAGCAGCCGCUUGUUUGUAGCGAGUCCUUGGGCCAGUCCAUGAAGGACUGCAGCAGGGUGACGCAGCUUAAGGAAGAACAUUUUUGAUCAUUACUUUAUCAUUUCAUUUUUAUCAUAGGACCCUAUAUGUACUGUUGAUGAAGUUAGGUGCUGUUCUGAUCAUUAUUUGUGGCUAUAGAGUGGCGUUUAGGUUGAGGUUUGUGUGUGGCUCCUCAGACCGCUGUGUAAUGCUAACCUGCGGCUGUUACUUAAGUUGGUAUAACUAGAGAUGCAAGCAGUCGGCAACAUUCAUCUCUCAACGCGGUGUCUAACUCGGUGUACAGUGUUUUUGACCCUAACUUAAUUUUAUGCGGGAAUAUCCAUUUAAGUGCUCAAAAACAUUUCACUUGUCCACCAUAGUUUGGCCUGUUAAGCAUAAACUCAAAAGUUAUUUUAAUCACAAUGCCCCCCACCCCUAUUACGGUAAACUGUCAAAUAGCCAAAAAAAAAACGGUGAGGGAGUUCAUGAGCUGAUUUUUAAAGAUGUGAGGUGGUCAAUAUCGAAGAAGUGACUAAGGCUAAUUAACAGUUUCAUGUAUGAAACAGCACAUCCUCUCUGACAGUAGAUGACAGAGGAGCAGGCCACACAGCACAGCCAGAGCUUUUGCUAAGCAGAUGAGAGACAGAGAGGAGGAGAGAGCAGGUGAGUAGAUGCACAUCGAGAGGGAGAGAGAGGUUACAGCCACCAGCACACAGACAGAAAGAGAGUAAGAGAGAUAUGCCCUGCCGGAGUUGGGAAGUGUUUGUAUGUGGCCUGUUGUGUCCUUUGUUUUUUCCAGCUGAUUCCAUUUGCAUGUUUUGAGACAAUGAAAUGUCCAGCUAUCAUUCUACCUUUUCAUCUGUACUGCUUGGACCAUUGAGAACAGCCACUUCAAGAGACACUGCUCCUGUAGACUACUACAGUAUCUCAAGUGCUAAUGUACUUUUUUUACCCCUCAUAGAUGUAACACCCCUGCUAAGGAUGACUAUGCACUCCACAUGAAACCAUUAUACUACAUUAAACAGCACCUAUUAUCUUAUCAUAGCUCUAACUAUAAUUAAACUCACAACUAUCUGACUUCUUUUUUCCUUCAUACUGAACUCUGCUCUUUUUAUCUCUCUCAGGGUUCAGAGCUCAGCGGCUGGUCUCUAGGCCGGUGGAGCAAUGAUGGAAUAGACAUCCACCAUAACUUCCCUGAUCUCAAUUCCAUACUGUGGGAAGCUGAAGCCAAGAAGUGGAUCCCUCGCAAAAUGCUCAACCACCAUGUUGCUAUCCCGGAGUGGUACCUGACCAAAAACGCAUCAGUUAGUAGAAAUCAUUCGUAUUUGAAACACAUUUAAUGUCAAAUUGAUUGAUCUGGUUGAGAUGUUUUUUCAUGUAUAAACAGUAUGUAGGCUCAAAAGACAUGAGGCAAAAGACCACACACUAAAAGAGACACCUAUGAGGAGUAUUUAUCCAGCCAUGAAACACACUGAAACAAAUAAUGAUGUUUUUUUAUAACCAAAAUCAGACCAUCAGCAUAACUGUCUCCACACACCAAGCGCAAGUAAACUCAUUCGCGCGAAUGAAUUAGAUGUAAAGUCAAUGCAAAGACGCGAUUAGACGCUCCUACUACUCUGGCGGCGUGAUUGGCAUGAAUUGGGCGUGAGCUGAAAAUGUCUCAACUUGAGCGGAUAUUCGCACCAUGAUAGCUAAUGAACACGAAGGUUGCCAGGUGACGUAUGAAAACAAACAGUUGUUCACUGGUAUCUAAAAUGGAGGACAAACUGAUCGUGUGGGUGUUUAGGUGCCCCAAAUUUUAUUAUACCUUGUCUUUCAAUUACCGAAACCAGAGGGAGGUCGGAUUAUCUGGUAAAUUGUAAAAAACCUUUGUGUAUCACUUGAUCCCGCUUGAUCGAAAUUACCACUGACGCGUGAAUGAAGCGAGUAAAUGCUAUUCAUUCACCCGUCUAGAUUCGCACGAAUUAAGCGAGUAGAUGAUUUUACUCACGCCUCAUAAGGAUGGACUACCUCUACAUAUUUUUAUUUAAAGUUUGAAACCACUUGCUGGGGUUAGGUGCCAGUUGUAGUAACUAAUGAGUGACAUGUUGGACUUUAAAAAUGAAGCAGGAAGAUUUCGACUAACUUCUGUCUAAAAGUUCCUAACAGUAGCUUUAAUAAUGGAGGUUUAUCUAGCAUUUUAUUUCACCCCCCUUUGUUGUACUGUAUUUAAAUUAUGUUUGGUAUUCAGUUUUCAUUGACAUCCUCCCUGAUGAUAAAUUAUACUUUCAUGUCCUUGUUUUCCCCUCCUCAAAUUUAACAAACAAACUUACAGUGAAGACCUCCCCUCCCUCUCUUAUAAAGGAUAAAAAAAAAGACCAACGCAGGCAUAUUAGCUCCGUCUAUUUCCAGAGAGGCAUGUGCAUGUACAUUGUCUAUUUGUGACGGAGCUGUCGGGAGCGAAAAUACACCCAACGAUCUAUUUAAAGCUCAUCCUCACGAGUGGUUUGACGUUACCGAGAGCAUCGAGUGAGUCACACAGAGCCUCCAGAAUAGCUGCUGCAGCUGCAGGGCUGGGAUCCCCAUCUGUGCUCAGGAAGCUGUGAAAAGCAUCCUCGCCUCGCCUCGCUCGCCUCAUUGACUGGCCCAAUCAGGGCUAAGAGACAGGGGGACUGCUUUAAUUAUACGAGGCUGAACAGCAGGUCCAGUUUCAUCCACAUCUUGAUUUGUAACAUGGAAAUAUUUAUCCUGACUUUUUUUGCGAAUGUCAAAACUAAACUUUAUAUUUACUGAAAAAUGUGGUGUACACUCCUUGCCAGAAAGGAACAUAUUUCCUGCUGGCAUAUUGAAGUAUAUUAUUAAAACUUUGUCUGCUUUUCAGGAUAGAUUUUAAUCAAAUUAGUUUACAGUUUGGGAGUGCGAAUCAUCUUUUUGAUGGCUUUACAGCUCCCUCGUGAGAGUACAUCACAGUGAAAUUAUUUUCAGCAUGAGGGAGUUAAUUUAGCAAUCACAACGCUGAGAUGAUUGCACAAAUUAUAUUACGGCCGCCUCUCCUGUGUCCCCCACCGCAGGUUGCCGUGGAGACACGCGCUCUGAUAGCGUGGAUGGAGAAGAUAUCCUUCGUGCUGGGUGGUAACCUCCAGGGCGGGGAGCUGGUGGUGACCUUCCCAUACGAUAAAACUCGCUCCCAAGGGGUCACCAGAGAGCCAACCUCCACCCCAGACGACCACGUCUUCCGUUGGCUGGCCUUCUCAUACGCCUCCACCCACCGCCUGAUGACUGACGCUAACAGAAGGGUCUGCCACACGGAGGAUUUCGCCAAAGAAGACGGCACCAUAAACGGGGCGUCCUGGCACACGGCGGCUGGCAGUUAGUGUCCAAAGCUUCCUGUGUGUUUUCUCUCUGAUCCUAAUGCUGUGUUCUGCAGGAUUUCUCUGCUCAGCUCUGAGCCUUUGAGCUGUAGCUUUGUUUAGCACACAUGAGCACAUCUGCAUAUUCAGGCCCGGAGCCCUUUGGCUGUUUCAAAGCCUCUAAGAUUUACCUCCAAGCAUCAUGUAAGAAUUCAAAGAAAAACAAACAAAGCCAGACUUUAGAAUCACCAAAAAACUGCAGCUGACAAAAAGCCAAAAUUCUGACCUAAGCUGACAACGGCCCUCAGAUAUGUUUCUCCUUCUUGGCAGGUUUGAAUGAUUUCAGCUAUUUGCACACCAACUGCUUUGAGUUGUCGAUGUAUGUGGGCUGUGACAAAUUCCCUCAUGAGAGCGAGCUGCCAGAGGAGUGGGAGAACAAUCGCGAGUCUCUUCUUGUCUUCAUGGAGCAGGUACAGAGACAAGGCAGCCCCCGCAGCUCACACAUACACACAGUAAUCACAGAAACACACGCAGGCACAUGCUUUUUGUCAUUCUCAAGUUAUUUUCGGACGACUGUGCUACAAUUCUGAUCCUAAGUUUGUCCAAAUCUUUUUCACACCAUGGUUUCCGCUAAUGAGGGCUUUAUUAAGGCCCAAUGAGCAAAUUGGUACAGGUCUAGCACACAGAGAGCAAAAUUAAUCAUCCAUUCAGGCCUUUUCUUUCACUCGAGAAGAAAAACAUGCUCGCAUUUAUAAACUGCAGCAAAAUGUGCAGCUUCUGAGUUCAAAUUAGAGAUCACCCGGGACAACAAAAUGCAUCCUCUUGUAUCUUAUCACAUCAAAACGUAACUUUCAUGUAUUAUCGUAUGAUGUAUCAUUUUAUACAUCAUAUCAAUUUAAAUCUUAUCAUGUUAAACUGUAAUUUAUUGAAAUGUUCCAUAUCAUACAGUACUUAACCAUAUAUUAUAUAAUAUCAUGUCAUGUCAUGUCAUAUUGUAUCAUGUCAUAUAUUAUAUCAUAUCAUAUCGUGUCAUGUCAUGUCAUGUCAUGUCAUGCCAUGUCGUAUCAUAUCAUUUCACAUCAUAUCAUGUCAUAUCAUAUUAUUUUAUAUUAUAUCAUACCAUGUCAUAUCAUAUCAUAUCAUAUCAUUUUAUGUCAUAUCAUAUAUCAUAUCAUAUCAUAUCAUAUCAUAUCAUAUCAUAUCAUAUCAUAUCUUACCAUGAGGCAUCGUAUCAUAUUGCGAUGUAUCAUAUUAUAUUGUUAAAUUUUAUAUCCUAUUAUUAUGUAUUGUAUCAUACUAUUUCUUAUCAUAACAUACAGUAUGAAUUUCUAUUCUGUUCUGUCCUGUCCAAGCCCAUCCUAUUAUAUCAUAGCACGCCCUAUCCUACUCUAUUCUAUCCUGUCAUGUGUACCAUUUUGUGUUCUAGCAGUUCAUGUCAUGUCAUUUCACAUCACAUAGAAUCAUAACAUAUAUGAUUUUAUGAUUCUAUUAUGCAUAUUGAAUGGCAUCAUGUUGUGUUCUAUGGUAUAUUAUUUCAUAUUGUAUUGAUUUGCACUGCACUGUCACAUAAUAUAUUACAUUGUUUAACAUCACUUCUUAUCCUACAGUAUUGCAGAGAUAACCUUUCGGCAAACUCCAAUAGCUUAUUUUAACAUUUAAUGGACAAUGGAAAAAAAAGUACCUGCUUCACUUUAGAGAUGUUUAGAAAUUCUCCAUAAUCCGAGAUGAACAACAAUUUCUAGUUUCUACCGCUGUAGUUACCUUUUGGCUGCACGCUGCAAGUACAUUUAAGUAUAUUCUGCAAUAAAUUAACUAUAAUUUAAGAUGAGUUUAUGAAGUUUCACUGAAUGCCUCAUCUAAUAACAGACCAGAGCACUGUGGAUUUGAGGAUAUUGAAAGUUGUGUUUUUUGAAUUCCUGCAGAAUAAAUUGACAUUCUCAGCCGUACUUUGAGACGACUUUGAAAUAAGACAAGCUUGUCAUCUGCUUAUGUUAUAUUCUCUCUAGUGGUGGACUUCAGAGGAUCCACCGCCUUGUAGGGACACAGCUUUUGUUAAAAUAUUGAAGGCGGAUGAGGAGGAGAGAUACAAAAACAGGCUUAACUGCUCUGUUAAACUCAAGAUCAUACAUUAUACAUGAUAUCAUCGCUUCAUUUAAUAUACAUCAUGAUUAAUAAGUAAGAAGAGGUUUCUCGGGUAAACUCUGGGUGGAUUCACAAAAGCUGUGCUUUUCAUGUACAGGUGCAUCGUGGGAUCAAAGGUGUGGUGAGGGACUUGCAAGGUCGCCCGAUUGCUAAUGCUACCAUCUCUGUGGAGGGAAUCAGUCAUGAUGUUUGCACAGGUAUAAUAUCUCAUUUCACAAGAUAUUUUGAUGUAAUUGUUUUGUUGUUGCACUCAAGGAUCUCACACCAUGUGUUUAGCAGCAUGUGGAUAUUUUCCCAUAAUCCCUCAAAUUUUACAUAAGCGUCUGUGCUCGAAUCUUGCCAUCAAAGCAGAUGAGGUUAUUUCAGGGCGCAGUGACUCAGCUGUCUCUAUAAUUCAGGUUAUCCCUCAGGAAUGAGUCACUUUUACAGUAACUUAGUAUUCUAGAGUAAGACAGAAUAAAUAAGCUUAAAUAGAGGCAGCUGGUGAAUUUUAGCUGCGCUGCAGGUUAGAGUCUGACUCAGAUCAUAGUCACAGACACUGUCUGCUCAGAAUCCGACUACUGAGCAUGGCAUCCUGAAGGUAAUUGCUGCAGAUGCCUAAAAAAUGCAACCUUCAAAGCUGAAGCAGUUUUGCUCUCAAAGCGCGAAAUCGAAUGUCCAAAAAGGGACAUUAAGCGUUAUUAUUCUUGGAUCUAAGUAUAAGUCGCAGCUUCCUCUCAGACACCUUAAUGUUCUCCUGAGAUUUAAGGGUAUUUUAUUUAAAAGUUGUACAUUUUCAGCUGCUUUUACUUUGCUCUGGAAACACUUGAACCGUCACAGACCAACAUUUGGAAAGGAACAAAAGAGUCGAUGGCUGAAUGAUGUUUAUGAGACGAAAAGUUUUUCAUUUAACAGCAUUUCUGCUGAGGCAUUUCAGGAAACAAUAAGAUCAAUGUCAGACGGACACUGUAUAUUAAAUUUCAUCCGUCAUAAUGCCAAAUAUGUGAGGUGGGCGUUUAGAUGACCAAGAGGAAUCUGCUGCUGCUGCUUCUGCGAAUGAGUCAAAGGCUGAAAAUACAGCACAAGCGUUCUCAGGUCACAUACAGGCAGAAAAUCCAACAUGACAAAGCAGAGCUAUUUUUAAAAGUCCAAACAGGAACACACAACAUCUCUCCUCUAAAAAGUGGAGCACAAAGAACACUUCAACUUUAAUUUAAGGCUUUGGAUGAAAACUUAUGUGCUGUCUGCCUUUUUUUUGCUGCUGCUUUGUAAGCUGUUUAAAAUCAGCUUUCUAGGACAACAUUAACAUACUGCUGUUGUUGCUGAAAUCAGGUGUGACUCUUCAGCUUGUUUUGAUUUACCUUAAAUGUUCGUUAAGAUGGACCUCUGUGCAUGAAAGCCUCAGGGAUGGAAGGUUAAUUACCACAGGGCAAAGUGGGGGUUCAAUGCUCACUGAAAGUGCCGACAACAAAACUGCCUUUUUAAUUAUCCCCUUUAAGUUGCAACCUGAAAGACUUUUGAUUUAACUAAGAGGUUUGGAUAGUGGUGUUUAAAGGCAUGGUUGACGAUCUAAGAGGCAGUUGAAAAAAAAUAAACCGUUGAGGCAGAUUUGCCAUAUAAACGAGGUUCAUAAUAAUUACCAAUCUCUCCAAUCAUCGAUCAUGACUUUAACUGAGAGUCAUGGCCAAAGGUUUAGUUCCAGACCUUGACACUUGACCCUUUGACAAAAUUGUUACUAAAGCAAACAAACAAACAAACAAAUAACAAUAACAAAGAAGGGUCGUGGAAGAAAUAUACUAUGGGAGUUGAAACUGGGAAACUUAGAUUGUGAGAAACUUUAGUGAGCUCCCAGGACACAUAAAUGAGAUCUCCUGAUCAUUUUUCAUCCAGGUAUAGUCUGAGGAGCUUGGACUAUACUCUGAGAUUUAGCUUCCCAGACUCAGAGACCCAUCAGCUUUUCAUGGCUUUAACAAAAGCGGCGCCUCUUUCCAGGCUUAAUAAGGUCAACAGCAAACUACAGACAGAUUUUCACCGGUAUAAGCCGCCCUCUGAGCUCGACAAUAUACUGUACUCUCUAGGCUGACUGUGACUGGCAUGUGCAGGGACCAUCUAAUUGACUUGAGUUGUUAGUAAAUGAAGAAAUGAACCUGACUGAAUUGUAUUAGGAUUUUGCAAAAGUUUCUGAGAGUCUCAAGGAAGUUUAGAUAAUGCUUUCCUGCCCUUUCAGGAAGAGGAGAGGAAGAGAAACACAUUUUUCAUGGUGUUAAAGAUGAAAUGUCAUAUCUGUCAGUGAGAAGCAAAUCUGGGUUGAGGUUCGAAAAACACCUGCAAACAGCAUGACAGUCUUUACACUGAAAGAUUAAAGUUUGCUACUUCUACUAAAGGGAUAUCCCAGUAUUUUUUACUUUAAAUAGCGUCUCUUACAGUGUUGUUUUCGUUGACGAUGACGUUGAUGAAAUAUUUUCGUCAAAGAUAUAUACGUUUAGCGUUUGACUGAUGAAAUGCUCAUGAAUUUUGCAACUCUGUUCGUUUUCGUCUAGUCUCGUCAACGUAAACGCACAUUCGUCUAGUCACAUUUUAGUCAUCUAAGAUUUAUGUUUAGCUCGUCAACGUCACGUCUUCGUCGUUAAAAAAAAGGGGUGUUGACGAAAUAUUUUCGUCAUCAACAAAAACAACACUGGUCUCUUAAUAAAAAAUCUAACCUUGCUGACUUUUGAUUGUCAAAUAUGUCCUUUAUCGUGAAUAUUUUCUGUGUAAACUGUGAAACACCUACUAUGCCAGUAAAAAGUGACAUUAUACAAGUGGUUAAUCUUGUCCCUGGUGGUCUUAUUUGUAUUUGGAUGCCAUAAAAAGGCAUCAAUAUGGAUUCAGUCGGUUUCUUAAAUUUCUUGAAGCUUGAAGUAAAAAAAAAAGUACAAAAUAGGCUAAAAAAGGUGACUUUGUUGUGUUUUUGUUGUGUGUUAAAGCUGCUGAUGGUGAUUACUGGCGCCUGUUGAACCCCGGAGAGUACCGGGUCACAGCAAGAGCUGAGGGCUACAGCCUCAGCACCAAGAAGUGCGAGGUGGGCUACGAGAUGGGCGCCACCAGAUGCGACUUCGUCAUCGGCCGCACCAACCUGGCGCGAAUCAAAGAGAUAAUGGCAAAAUUCAACAAGCAGCCGAUGAAGAUUCCAGUGAGGAGGCUUCAAGCCCAGAGGUCCAGAGAGAGACGUCUGGGAACAUCAUGACUGUACGGGGAGGAGGAGGAGGAGGAGGGAGGAAGAGUUAAAAACAAACAUCUGCUCUGAUCAGACCAGGAUGAAGUCCAAGUGAGGGUUUGGACCUCUGUCAGGUUCCCCCAGAGCACUGUCAGUGGAGUUAGUGUUCAAAGAGUGAAAAUGUGGAUUAAUUUAAACAGGAUGCUUUGUUUGUUGUUUUGUGUGGUUCGGUCACAUCUCGUUCCCAGAUAUAAGCUCUCUCUCUCUCUGCUAACUGAUGUCAUCUCAUUCUUUAUAUCAAAGUUUUAAUCUGGCCGAAGCCUGUGUGAUAUUUUUCCCUUCAGCUAAUGAGAAAUAGACAGAAAUCUCCCAUCAGCCUCAACAGCAAAAAAAAAAGAUUAAAUCACAGCAGAACUCAAUUUUAAAUAAGAGAAGAUUUUCACAUCAGCUACAGAUGAGGAAUCUGUUUUGUUUCUAAUUCUAACCACUGUGAGGAAUGGCUUUGACCGCCGUUAUGUACAUACUUAUUAACUUAUGUAACACAGUUAUGUAAACCAUUACAAAAGCUUCAUUACCUGCACUUGUACAUUUUUGUGGUGCUUUUUAAAAACCGGGACUCAGUGACCUUUAGUGUGUCACUGAUUGUUUUUAUACACUUUGCUUUCGGCAGUUUAUUGAAUAAAGGCUGUUUGCACAAAUCGCAAUUGUUUAUUUGCUCAUGUAGAAGAGAGUGUAUUUAAUUCCCAGCAGGUGGGCACUUUGGAAACCGAUUAAUUAAACUACAUUUGAAUAACUCUGCAAUUACAGGCUCAAAAACUGAUGGUGGUAUUUGUUAAUGGAAACUGUUGAUUUAUUUAUAAUGACAUGGAGGUUUCUCAUUCGGUGGAUGUUUAAUAUUCUGAUAACAUGCAAUCGCUUUCUCAGAGAGUUAUUUCUUCUAAUGAUAGAAAACAGUAUAUAAUCUCCACUUGAAUUCAAUUAAUAUAACAACUCAACUAAAAUAGAGGAUUUUCAUCUCAAUAAGCAAAAGUAUAUUUCAAAAAUGCUUAAAGCUACUGUAAGGAGUUUUUUAAUGGUUAUGAAAAUGACUGUAAAUGACAGUAAUUGAUUUUGUUGCCCAUAGAGCAACCUCCAUCAUUAUCCUGAAUUACUACAAUUUCUUUAUUGCAGUUUUGGAUACCUUUAAUCACUGUGAGGGGGUAGGUGUCAGAGAAGUCAGUAAAACCUAAGUAAAGAAAGACCCUUUAUUGACUUUUUCCUCAGCAAAUAGUCGCAAUGAGUCAUACAUUUCACGAUUAAAAGGAAAACAGACUGAAAACAUGAUUCAUAUGUAUACAGGUUAGGGAUAAACAGACAUGAGACAUGGGCGUUGGAGUAAAUAGACAACAGACAGGAGCUUUAAUGAAUCAGGUUUCUAGAAGUGAACAGAAAAUUAGUGGAGAUGGACCUAUGGAAUAAAAUCAAAGAAUU